Molecule: messenger RNA, 1257 nt
Organism: Lodderomyces margitis
Lineage: Eukaryota; Fungi; Ascomycota; Pichiomycetes; Serinales; Debaryomycetaceae
Exons: 1
Coding region: 1-1257 (418 amino acids)
Source: RefSeq, a predicted model, not a curated record
AUGCUCUUUAGGAGGAAAAGCAAAGACUCAUUGCUGAGAAAGGAUUCACUGGCAUCAAUCAAAAAGUCACGUAGUGCAAGAGAUCUACUACUGAAGUUAACAUCUACACCGUCACAGUCCAAGAAAUCACUGGAGAACAAGAACGAGUUUGAAAUUAUCAGACCCAAGUUAGAUCUACCUUUAAAUUUGAAUCAACCUUAUCUGCUACACCAAGAACCAUUUACUGUUCUAACUCCACGGGAUGACGAGUUCCAGAACCAAGAUCUUAUGACACCAAUUCGGCAAAUGACGGCAACACCAGAAAUAUCGCAAGCUCCACCACCACCACAACAACUACAGUCUCUGCAAACACAACCACAAUCGCAUCAAAGAGUAAAAGCAUUAUCAACGAUAAUCGAUUUCGAAAACGAAUCGAUUGUUGAAAUGUACACCCCGAGAAAACCAGUUCACAUACAGAAUUCAAUUCGUCUUGAUUCAGCAUGUGCCAUUUUGGAAAAGAUUAGCUUAGGUGAUGAUAGAGAAACUUUUCCAGAAUAUGGAGUAAUAAAACCUGAAAAUGUCAACGAUGACAAAGAGGAGGCAGCUAUCAACCAAAACAAUUCGACAUUUGAAGCCGACGACGGUGAUUUGACUUUUGAUGGUGUAUUUAGCACUUCUACAUCGUGUCGAAACUCACCCUCCAAAGACCCAUUUGAUAGUGUGUCACUAACCGAAACUAAUAUCCAGAUUUACAAGAGAAUGCACCGCAAGUCGAAACAUAGCAGUCUACAUUUUCUUCAAAACCCAAUUGAGUCUCCGACGAAACCACAAAGGCCUCAAGUCGCAUCAAUACCGUUACAAGCUGGACUUGGAGAGGAACAUGAUGAUGCCAAAGAUGUUGAAUUGUACCAAUUGGAAAUCAUGUUAGUGCAAGAGAAACACAAAUAUGAGAUGAAGCAACAACAAAGGGCCAUGGAUCAUUUACAACUGCAAUUGGAACAACAACGCGCCGAAAAUACUCAUUUGCGCAACAAGUUGGCUCAGGUGGGCAAUGAUGCUAGAUUACUUCCUGCAUUCAAGUGGAAAGAACCUGCCAAAAAUAAAGAGGCCAAUCACCACCACCAACACCACCACCACAAGGUUACAUUCAAAGAUGACGAUGCUGGCUCAUUGGUUUCGUCCGAGGAAUCGAUCAUGAGUUUGUAUUAUGACGAAAGAAAGGUAUCAGGCGCUUCGACAGUCUCCUCCUCAACCAACAGCAUUAAUAAAGUGAUAUGA